Messenger RNA from Opisthorchis viverrini, 534 nucleotides. RefSeq lists its product as hypothetical. The coding region runs from base 1 to 534 and encodes 177 amino acids. The record is from RefSeq and is a predicted model, not a curated record. The transcript is spliced from 3 exons. Lineage: Eukaryota; Metazoa; Platyhelminthes; Trematoda; Opisthorchiida; Opisthorchiidae.
AUGUCGUGGAUCAAUUAUUCUAGCGACCGCGAGUCACUGGAAUUUCCCAGUGGUGUGCUCCGUGUUGCAGAGAAACGGGGAUACUUCACAGAUAACGGGAUUCGUAUCCUAUCUAUAAAGACUUCCGUAUACCCUAAAAUCGGUCAUUUUACCUCUUCAAAACAAUCCCCCGAAGGUCUAAUGUCUGCCUCGGUGAUUCUGUUGCGGUAUUUAGGUAGACGUCAGAUCCUGUCCUACUUCUCAGUAGCGGCGCAGGUGGACGCGACGAAGCACAGGUUCACCGACUUGGAAGCAUACUUCGCCCCUUGCAAGUCUGCGUUGGAUGUUCGUAAGACCACGCCACCUAAAUUGCAAAGUUUCUUGGAUGAAGGGGAACACCGGUUGGGUGAGAUACUGGGAGCUCCGAAGGUGGAAUGUGAACAUGUAAGGAGCACAAUUACUUUAACCCAGGACACUGAACACUAUGACGUUCUUUCGAAAAACACGGAUGGUUGGCUACCAGAGUCUGACGAAAGCUACGUGGGAAGCAGAUAG